Molecule: messenger RNA, 1230 nt
Organism: Prorocentrum cordatum
Lineage: Eukaryota; Dinophyceae; Prorocentrales; Prorocentraceae
Source: the annotation of a GenBank genome assembly
AUGCCUCUUGAGUCAGGAAAGGUGCAGUCUUUGAUCGCUAAAGUGCCAGAAGGCAAGUGGCUGAAGUUGUCGAGCAGUGCCAUCGAAGAGUGGCUCCACUUCGUUGCGGACGCAAGCGAGCCAAUCAGCCACGACGAGGUGUUUCAUGCCAGUGUCGCCCGAGUGAUGUCCGAACAGAUGGGCUCAGCAGCGCCGUCGGACUUCGCGGACCCGCAGAUGCGCACUUUCAUCAUCGAAGGUAUCCGCGCAAACACCACGCCGUUCCAAGACGACCCGGAGGGAUCGGAGUGGAAAUAUGUGCGACUCACCCCUGCGCACAUCACGGCUGCUCUUAAAGUGCAAGCUCGGGCAGCAGGGUCUCAGAGCAACGGCCCGGCUGGCAGCGUUGAGCCUGGCACCGGGACCUCGCCAGAGCACCUGGCGAAGGCGAUCGAGGCGCUUGCAAAGGCAACGCAGAAGCGAGACCAGCCCAAGAAGGAAUGCUUGUCUUUCAACCUGAAACAGCGCCUGGACGAGCUCGGUCUCGGGAAUCCCCCUACAGAUAGGAUGCCCUCGGAGGAGGCUAUGAUUCGGUUGGAGAAAGCCAGCAAGGUCGCACGGGACCAGGGCCGCCUUUAUAUUGGGUCGGCAGAGGGAGAGGACCUCCAAGUCUCCUUUCGCCCGCCGUGGUCGCGCGCACCCAAGAUCGACGUGACCGUCGGCGACGGCAGCUUCGAGGAGAAGCUGCGCAGCGCGGUAGAGGCGAAGAAACCGAGGAGCUUGGAGGACAGGGCCACUUUUGUAGGAUUCGCUACGUUCUAUGGACAUAUCCUGGACUGGGGCGUGAAGAUGGCCCUCACGAAGGCCAUCGCCUCCACGCAGUUGCUCGCGUACCAGAUCGUGCUCACCCGGGUGGCAGAAGAACGCGGCGGCUUCAGGGUGUGCACACACUGCGAUCUCUUGCUCAGACAGAAGCUCGCCCGGGAGCUUGAAAGGGACGAGCGGACGCAGAUGGAGACGCUCUUGUGCACUCUGGACCGGGACGUGCUGGCGGACGCGAAGAACAGCGCUGAAAAGCGCGUGAAAGAGACCGCGAAGGCGGCCACGAAGACGGGCCAGGCCUCUGGAGGCGGCAAGGGGCCCCCCAAGGGAGGCAAGCUGCCCGCCCAGCACCUCAAGGGGCGCCAGGGGAACGCUGACUGGUAUGCCAAGAAGUGGGACAACACCAAGAAGGGCGACAAGAAGUGGUGA